Lobosporangium transversale is the source of this 1390-nucleotide messenger RNA. RefSeq names its product transmembrane amino acid transporter protein-domain-containing protein. Lineage: Eukaryota; Fungi; Mortierellomycota; Mortierellomycetes; Mortierellales; Mortierellaceae. Gene Ontology annotation, molecular function: amino acid transmembrane transporter activity. The transcript has a single exon. Gene Ontology annotation, biological process: amino acid transmembrane transport. Bases 247 to 1362 code for a protein of 371 amino acids. Gene Ontology annotation, cellular component: vacuolar membrane. The record is from RefSeq and is a predicted model, not a curated record.
UCCGAGGUGGCGAGCAUCAGAAGCGACAAAGAAUCAAUUGAAAUCGAUCUCCUGGCUGAGAGGCCUGAACAGGGAUCCAACAUCCUCGCCUACGCUAAUGUUGUCUGCGUUGUCGCAGGUAAACAUCAUCUGUCCAAAAAUGCACAGCUACUUCAGCUUGUGCAAUAUCAUAUUUCUAAAACAUAGUAUUUGUUCAUUCGUUUCAUUUCAGGCACUGGGAUUCUUGGUCUUCCUUAUGCUCUAAAGAUGGGUGGCUGGAUUGGUGUUGGUGUUUUGUUGCUCACCACGAUUAUGUCCAUUUACACCGCUAUGCUUCUCAUGAAGUGCCUCUACUAUAAUGGCAAGUACCGUCUUCACUCGUAUCAGGAGAUCGGACGUCACGCCUUCGGUCGUCCUGGUCUCAUUGCCGUCUGGUUCUUCCAUACCUCAAUCGUCCUUGGCGGUCCUAUUAUGUACCUCAUCUUAGCCGGUACAGAGAUGAAGGGACUCGUCACUAGCACUGAUAUCAGCGUUAAAGCUUGGAUCUGGAUUUGUGCUGGCAUUAUUGCUGUUCCCUUCGUAGCCUUGAAGACUUUGAAGGAGGUUGCUAUCAUGUCUAUCUUUGGAGUCCUUGCUACUGUUGUUCUUGUCGCUAUUGCUGUUCGUGGUUCGGUUAUGGAUCUCAGCAACCCUGAAUAUGCUGAUGUUAGGCAUGAUACCGUUGUUCCUAUAAAUCUACCUACUACUAUUGCCUCGAUCUCGAUCUGCUAUGGAGGCAAUGUCGUCUACAUGCACGUUGAGGAGGCUAUGCGCUAUCCUAAGAGCUGGAACCGCGUUGUUGCUGCUGCUUUGUCCACUUGUGCAAUCUUCUACCUUGCUACUGCCAUCCCUGGCUACCUCACCUAUGGUCACAAGGUCGAGUCACCCAUCCUGGGCAACUUGCCUCGGGAUACCACUACUAAGAUCGGUAUUGUGGUCAUCAUUAUCCACGUUAUUCUUGCUGCUCCUAUUCUUCUGACCUCCUUUGCUCUUGAGUUUGAGCGUCUUGUCGACGUCACUGUCGCACGUCGUGGUAAGAUCAUGGAGCGCGUCUACCGCACUGUAAUUCGGUUGACGAUCAUCGGUGUCUGUGGUGCUAUCGCUUGCACUGUUCCUUACUUUGGCAACUUUUUGUCACUCUUGGGUGCUCUCGGCAACUGUACCUUGAUCUUUGUUCUUCCCAUUAUCUGCUACUUCAAGCUGAUUGGGUGGAGACACUUCAAAUGGUAUGAGUUGGCUUGGUGCGCUUUCAUUGUUCUCGUCGGUAUCAUCAGCGCCAUCAUCGGCUCCAUCGAUGCCAUCAAGGCUAUUCAUAUUUCUUUCGUAAACGAUAGAGUCAAUUAGAAAGUUCCAAAAAAAAAAAAAAAAAAAA